Messenger RNA from Platichthys flesus (European flounder), 4219 nucleotides. RefSeq names its product myozenin 2b (gene myoz2b). The coding region runs from base 243 to 971 and encodes 242 amino acids. The transcript has 6 exons. The record is from RefSeq and is a predicted model, not a curated record. Gene Ontology annotation, molecular function: actin binding; FATZ binding; telethonin binding. Gene Ontology annotation, cellular component: actin cytoskeleton; Z disc. NCBI's taxonomy places the organism in Eukaryota, Metazoa, Chordata, Actinopteri, Pleuronectiformes, Pleuronectidae.
GUUAGAGAGUGGUUAUGAGUGUUUGGCAGGUUAAAUUUAGCCUAUUGAUGUAAGCUGCAUUCCAUUCACAACAGACAGGGACACACACUCACCGUUUGGCUUUAGUGUGCGGGUCUGUGAAGAUCAGGGAAGAUCAAACUACCAACUGUAGGUUGACCCCUGAGUCUCCGUGUCUCCCCUUCAAGGAUACAGGUUACCCAGUAGGGACGCCAUCUCAGUCCUCCUGACCUCUGCCAGCCAAAAUGUCACAGUUCUGUACGAUGCCAGCCGGAGAGAGGAAGAAGUGCGCGGCAGCUAUUUGCCGAGAGGUCCAUGGUACCAAUGGGGACACCAUAGAUCUGGGGAAGAAGCUGAGCGCCCCGAAAGACAUCAUGUUGGAGGAGCUGUCAUUGCUUUCCAACAGAGGCUCUCGUCUUUUUAAGAUGCGCGGGAGGAGAUCCGACAAAUACACGUUUGAAAGCAUCCAAAAUGAGGCAAACACACAACUAAAUAAUGAUAUUUUAGUGGGUAACACACACACUGUGGAAAUCAAAGUGGAUGCACCCGACCAUGAAGGAAGUGCUGGUGACGCAGAAAACUCAAAAUCAGAAGCAGAAAAGUCAGAGGUCACAGUCCUGCACAAGUGCUACCACUCUCCAUGGGAGCAGGCAAUCCUCAGUGACCCCGACCUUGCUGAGUCUCUCAAACUAGCAAUGGCUGGACUGGACCCAAGAUCAGAGCUUCCCGAAUACAAAUCCUUCAACCGGGUCGCCACUCCUUAUGGCGGCUUCGACAAAGCUCCCAGAGGAAUCACGUUCAAACUCCCGGAGAUAGACCUGAGCCUGCUCAGAUACCCAGAGCUCCAGGAGCCGGGGGUAAAGCGGCCCACCUUCAACAGGACAGCCCAGGGUUGGAUAACCGAGGGCACCCAUCUGAUCAUACCCACCAUUACCCUGGAGCCCGUCGAAGUCCCUGAGUCCGAGGAUCUGUAGACGAAACCUGGCUGUAGUAUUUUAGCCUCGGCCUGCCAUGACAAAUUAACAUUGAAUUUGUACUACAGUUGCAAACCCUCACAGUGAUUUUACAUUGAAAUCAUAAACUGUAGACUAAGAUGGACGACAUGACCGCUGCCCAAAAGUCUAGUUUGCUACCCUGUGGCUGAUUGCAUUAUAAGUCAUAAAUCCUGCCUCAUCCAUGUUAGAGAGUGAGACAUGGGCAAAAGUAAAAAGUCAAAGUCACAUCAAAUAAAUGGUUACGAAUGUUUCUGUUGUUUUAGGCAGUUUAUCACCACAUUGGUGUUUAUUCAAGUGUUCAUUUUAUUAGUAGAAUAUGGUUUUAAUUUGUUUUCAAUGUUAUAAAAAAGGGGGCGGGGGGAAUGUCAUGAUCGAUAGCAGUGACAGGCUCAUGAUUAGUGAUUGCUGCGUAGACACUGAUCCAAAAUGCAAACGAUUGCAGUUUUCAAAACCAAGAUAUGUUUUCUUCAUUUCUGGACAGUGGGAGGAAGUGGAGACACGUCGUCCAUCUUUCUAUGGUGCUGUGCUUUUAUUUCUCAGUUGACCAGUAUGUUUUUGCUGUCCAAAGAAAAUCAUGUAAAUAGCAAAGUGAAUGUGCUAUACAUAAUUCAAGAUAUUCAAUGUUUCCAAGGAUACUGAAAACCCCACUGUAAAUUUUUAUCAAUUUUCAAACGAGAACAUUAAGAUGUAAUGUAAAUAAAGAAUGCAAACUUAUUUAUUGAUGGCACACAAUUAAAACUGGAACAUGCAGUAAGAUAUAUUUUUUUAAUAUAUUUCAUUAUAUAAGAACAUAUAUAUAAACUGGAUGUGAGAGACAGCUGGGAAACCGCAGGGAGGAGAUCUGGCCAGAUUGAAUUCAAGGCCAGUGGGGACAUAUAUCCCAUGACUUUCAUUCAAAACCUUGCACUCCAAAGUAUUUGCAUACCAUCCAGAUAGAAUAGUAUCCAUAGACUGUCAUGAGUAAUCCACCAAGUCAGAUGAAGUCAAUGCAAUUGAUUGUAUUUUUUCAGCUGUUACAAUGCUAUUUCAAAACAAUAUGUCAAGCCACAUUGGCUAUGGGAUACAUUUAGAUAUAAUUAUAAAAAUGUGUAGGGAUUUUAAAGUAGUAGCAUCCAAAACUGGCCUGAAUUCAGUUUGAUGCAGAGAGAACCACUUCAAAACUACUAUAUUUACUCUGACCGGCCUCAUAUCCACUGACUUUUGUCAUAACUUGAAGAGUUUUAUGAAGUGCGUCUAUUUGAGCCUUUUCAGAAAGGUUGAAAAAGAAAAGAAAACAGACACAAAAAACAAGUUCCCAAAAUACCUUUAAGAACAAGUGAGUUUGACAGCACAUCUCAGCUGUAGAGCACUGAGCCAGAGAAAGACUUUUAUAAAUACCAAGCAAGAACUCUUCAUGUGUCCCCAGAGAGGUUUCAGGGCAACUGAUAGAGCCAAGACAGGAUUACAGAAAUGCCAAAUAUACAAAUAUACAGUAUUUAUAGAUGUGUGUCCAUCUCAUGGUCUACACAUGUUCCACCCUAUUUCCACAGUAUAUUCAACUUGUAUAUAUGGUGCUGACGAAUAUACAGUAUUAGAACCUGUAUGAGAAUUACAGUGAUGCCUGAUUUGAACUGUUAGCUACGUGACCAGAAAAUAACAGAGCCCUAAUGGUAUCAUGUAUUUCAUGCACAUUUACAGCAGGGCUUCAAACAAACACCAUUUCAUAUACCUAGCAGGUUCUGUUUUUGCGGGCUCCAUUUGGUUGGUUUGUUGUUUUGUUGGUUGGUCGGUUGGCUUGUUGAUUGGUUGGUUGGUUGGUUAGUUGGUUUGUUGGCUAGUUGGUUGGUUGGUUGGUUGGUUGGUUUGUUGGCUAGUUAGUUGGUUGUUUGCUUUGUUGGAUAGUUGGUUGGUUGGUUGGUUGACAGGAUCAUGCAGGCCAUUGCUGUGGGAUGUGCUUCAUCAGCAUCACUGAAAUAACUUCCUUCAACUCCCUACAUAAAAGUGCCUGUUCAGAGUUCCCAGAUUUCAUUCUUGGACUCAAAAUCAAUGAGAACCAAAUCAGUGUAACAUCUAAUGAAGAGUGUUUCACUGGGUUAUUCACAGGCUGGCCCACACGCUGUGGACACACACAACAACAGUGUGUAAGGAUCCACUGCACUUGCUGUUUUUACAUGUGUGAACAGGAACAGCUGAUACACACAUGGCAUGAAGCGAUGUGAUGGUAAACACUGAUGUUUACUGCAUCAACAAAACACUCCUUUGGAAUAAGACUCUGGAAAUCAUACAUUUAGUCUUGAAACAUGUUGGCUAUAAUGCAAACACCAGUUCUCUUUGCCAGGAUGAAACAGAUCCACUAAAACUUGAGUGUGGGGGGGGAAACUGAGAGAGAUGCACUAAUUAGUGAGAGUCAUUUUUUGCUGACGCUGACUCUAAUGCACCAUCAGCCUCUUUCAGUCCUGUCUACUCUUAAACCCUGCAGGCUUCCUCCUGCCAGGCCCUCCAUCUGCCUGCAUCUCUGUCCUGAUCACUGCAGCAGAGUCAGAGACAUGGAAACAGUAAAUAUGUUCAAAUAUCACAUUUACUGCUAUCAUGCAUGUAUAUAAGUGUAAUGUGCGUUAGGGCAGGGAGAUAAAAACAACACCAAUAAUUAUUGCAAUGUAAUUUUCAUCGGUAACAAUACCAUAAAAGUUCAAUAUUUUUAUCAAUAUAUUGCUUUUGCAUGAAUUGAUCUAGGUCAGAUUGUAAAAUGUCUUUAAAGCUUAAAAGAAAUAGUCCUUGGAAUGCAUGAGUGAAAAAUAAUGUAUUAACUAGAAAAUGGGAAGACUGAUAAGGAGAUAAAGACACCAGCUCUAUCAAUAUAAAAUAUCGGGUAAAAAUUCCAGAUAAAGGUGAAUUACACUGUAAAAAUUGUAAAUGUAAACCCACUGUAAAUUUGCAUUUUUUUCUUUGUUACUUUUGCUUCUUCCUUUUCUCAUUUUGUUUGUUUGAUAUGAAUAUAAACAUAAAAGCAAUGAAGAAUAAAGUGGAGAAACAUUUUACGAAAUAAUACAGAACAUAUAAGUGCUGGAAAAGAUUGUUUAUGAGUGAAGAGGAUGUUUUUACCAGAAAAUGGGAAAAUUGAUGAAGUUUAGAGAUAUAGUCAUGGGCUCUGCACAUUAUCAUUGAUCCCGCUAUAAUUACAUUACAUUACAUUAUUAUUCUCAAUAUACAUUUAUAAAAAAUCCUAAUAAAAGUUAAUUAAGCCCUCA